CCUACCCCAGGUUAACUCCACCAAAGGCUGCAGUCGGACAUCAUUCUCGACCUGUCAAUCAACGCCAUCCAUAUCUGAUGCCGUGCUACACCAAGCCGUGACUGUACCCCGUAGCUAAGUCCAAGCCAGAAUUAUCCCCAUUUACCACCAUCGUUGUAUCCGCUUCACAUUUAUACAACAUCACGUACCGAAGCUCGAAUAUCCAGUCUCUCGAAUCACGACCUACCGCUGACUCGGCCUGCCUCAACUCGCAAUGGAGCAAACCAAAGCUCUCAACGCCCUCGAGCCGUUCAUCGUGCUCUCUAAAUCUGCCACUUCCCCGCGCGCGGCGGCAGAUCUCGUGACCCGCGUGACCUCCGCCCCCAACACCUUCAUCUUCACCGAACUUCUUCAGACACCUCAAAUUCAGUCCCUGGAAUACUCCCACGAGUUCUCCUCCUACCUCACGCUUCUGCAGAUUUUCAGCCAUGGGACUUACGCGGACUACAUUGCCAACGCCUCGGCGCUUCCUGCCCUCAACGACGAUCAGAAGCUGAAGCUGCGCCAGCUCUCCCUCCUCACACUGGUAGCCAAUGACGGUAGCAACGUCCCUCUCGAUUACGACGCGAUGCAGCGAGAAAAUAAUCAGGCACAACCGCCAAACCAAAGCUAUGCCUCCCUGACCCGCCGUCUAGAGCUCUCCAGCGCGCGAGAGCUGGAAGAGCUAGUGAUCAGCGCCAUCUACGCCGGUCUUAUCGAAGGGCAGCUAGACCCAGCGAACGAAAUGGUACAAAUCAACAGCGUGGCCGCUUUGCGGGACGUUCCCGCGCGGGGCGUGAACGGCUUGCUCUCGAGCUUGCAGGGCUGGGCGGGUCGGUGCCAGGCGACGCUACAGGAGCUGGAAGCAACGAUGGCCAACUUGCGGGAUGAGGCGGACAGGCGGGCGACCGAGGAACAAGAGUGGAACAACAAGAUGUCGCAGUUGUUGGAAGAUGAACAGAAGGGUGCGGUACCGUCCUCUUCUUCGUCCUCUUUGCCCUUCUCUUGGUUCAACAACACACGCGGCGGUGGUGGUGGUGGUGAUGGUGCCGGUGCAGGUGGUAGCUUUCGUGGUAGCGGCUACUCUCGCGGUGGUGGCUUGUCCCAGGGGUACCGGUCAUCUCAAAGAGGAAGCCACCAGCAGCACCAGAAUCAAUCACGUCAGCAGCAAAACCACCAUCACCAUCACCAAAGCAAUCAGAGCGGAACGAACAGCUUGCUGACGAGUGGUGGUGGCAGUUAUCUCAGCUUUAGAGAGGGGCCAUCAGCAGUAUCGCCCUCAGCAGCGGCGGGGUUGAUGGGUUCCUCGACCUCAUUUGCGGCGCUGGGGGGUAUGGAGACGGGCUCUGGCUCAGGCUCGGGGCCUCUUGGAAAGCGAGGAAGCAGCGAUAUGGAUGACUCGGAAGAGGAUAUCGAUGAUGACACGAUGGAUCUGGAUGACGAGGGUGAUGAAACCAAGAGAGGCAGCAAGCGGAAGUUGACCGCCUAGGAGAUAAAAUUUCCCAAGCACUUCAGGAAAAAUCACGGAGCGCCAGGUGCUGGUUGUUGUUUUAACUAUAUUGUCAUGCAAGUUUGAGAUCAUGGAUGGUCUUCAAAGAAAACCAGGUAUUAGUUCGUCCGGCCAAUGGCUGGAGAACGGUAUUGACAGCUAGAAACAUAGCAUCAUUACGAUUUAUAUUCGAGGCCAAAUAAUAGAAAGCAAAUUUCAAAAAUCAUAUCCACCAAUCAAAUGUUGUAAA
Molecule: messenger RNA, 1757 nt
Organism: Neurospora crassa OR74A
Lineage: Eukaryota; Fungi; Ascomycota; Sordariomycetes; Sordariales; Sordariaceae
Gene: csn-7
Product: COP9 signalosome complex subunit 7a
Exons: 2
Coding region: 254-1507 (417 amino acids)
Cellular component (GO): COP9 signalosome
Source: RefSeq, a predicted model, not a curated record